Molecule: messenger RNA, 912 nt
Organism: Acyrthosiphon pisum (pea aphid)
Lineage: Eukaryota; Metazoa; Arthropoda; Insecta; Hemiptera; Aphididae
Exons: 6
Coding region: 1-912 (303 amino acids)
Source: RefSeq, a predicted model, not a curated record
AUGAAUGAUCAACAAGUGGACAGACCUUUACAUUUACUAGAUCACGAUUAUUUUUUACCAGUUAUAUAUCCAGACAUUGUUGAUGAAGUAGAGACACUAAGUUGUGGCAAGUCUGAUGAUGAUGAUGAUGAUGUCUUAUCCGACGAAGAAAAUGAAGUUCCAGUAGAACAAAAUCCCGAGACUUACACCAUAAUUCCAGGAGUUCAGGUUGGAUCUCAAGUUUAUGUGGACAACUUAAAUUUUAAGUACUAUAAAAAAAGUUCUGUACGAAACCGUUUAUAUUUAGUUUGCCACAGAAAAAAUCAUAAUGAUUGGCCAUUUUGCCCUGCCACAGCUAGUGUUAACUUGAACAAUCCGGGUUACCUGUCAUUAAACCGGAAGCAUAUCCAUAGGCCUGAAAUAAUUAAUAAGCCAUUAGCAUUCUUUAGAGAAGCCGUUUCUAAAAGAGUCCUUACACCUGGCAAUUUAUCCUCUUCUGUUAGACUAGUGUACAAUCAGGAAAUUGUCAAUCACCCUGAAGCAGCAGAAAACUAUACAUGUCUUCAAACAGAACACAGGGUUAAAAGACAGCGACGUUGUAGGCGACCCCCUCUUCCCAGCUCACUAGAUCAUUUAAUACAAAUAUUAAAUGAUCCCAUCCACGAAAAGUACAGUCACACAAUUCGAAGACCUCCGACUAGAUUUUUCCGAAGUGAUUGGCCUUUGGUAGUUGAUGGCAACCAAGUAGGUGUUGUGUUUGCCAAUAUGGAAACAAUAGAGAGGUAUCGAGCAGAAUUGGGCACUGUUGUUGUAGCUGGAAUUGAUGGCACGUUCAAAACAGUUCCUAAAAGUCCACCAGAACUUAAAAAGGGUGCUUUUGUCACAUUCCAGAUAGUGUAUAGGAGUGUAGUGAGUAGAAUUUACUACAAAUAA